AUGCUCUCAUUCCCGACGCCCAGCGUCUAUCAGUCGCCAAAAUGCUUCGUCACAUACGGCACCAUGCCUCACGUCGAGCCCAAGCAGCUGCCCACAAAGGGGAAGCCGUGGGCGCCUAUCCUGAGCCAGGGAUUCAACUACAAAGUCGACCUUGUCCUACCGCAAGAGUGCUUAGAGCUGGUCCGCCAGAAGCUCGUCGAGGAGCCUCCGGCACCGACCUUCCAGCGCGUCAUCAUGACCCUCGGACAGGUUCUCGACGGUGCAUUCUUCAACGAGUACAUCAAGAAAGGCAACAUUCUCAUGCUCUCCGAGGGCAGGACAACCGUCGAAAACGUCUUUUCACUUCGAGAGGGCCUCCUGACCAUGUAUCUCGACAAGGAGGCGUACGAGCGCGCGGGUCUGGUCGGCAAACCCCACGGCGUCAAGGGAAAGAGAGGAUUGAAGCCGAGAUGGAUUGUGAGCUAUCAGUUGCGAGACCCGUCAAUGUUUUCUGGUAAAAAGGGGUUCGAUAGAUUGGUGUACGCAUGCAGGAAUGUUCUCAACACGCCCGUGACGUGGUUAUUUUGCAACGCGGCGACUACUGCACCCUCACCAGAUCCCCUGGACCAGUAUUCCCCAACAAGAUACACGUGCGAGCCAUCCCUCGCGUCCGACUUCCAGGUACAGACACCACCACUGUCGAUCCCCUUGGACAUUAUCCAAAACGGCGACAGACCCGGCCUUGAAGACUUUGCAACAGAGACGUACGAGUGGCUGUCCCUGAUCCGUCUGCAGAGCCCCCGCGUCGUGGCGGGAGACAACAUCGACCCGUACCUUUCGCGCUACCAAGUCCCCGGGGACUCGGACACGCCCUUAUCCGCAGAGGUGUGCAAGAUCUCAUGGCAAGGCUUCUUCACCUCGCACUGGGUGCGCAGCGUCCUCAUCAACGCCCUCGUCGCCCUACCGUCGCGGACAUGGUUCUCACUGAGCGCGACGUCCUUCGCAAAGGGCAUGACAGGCGACAGCGCCGAAGUAGCCUUCUUCCGGCCGCCCGAGUCGCCAGGCCAUUAUCUCUUUUGGGAAAUCAAAGGUGAUGAAUAA
This is a messenger RNA of Colletotrichum orchidophilum, 1080 nucleotides long. RefSeq names its product ribonuclease P 40kDa subunit. The transcript has 5 exons. Gene Ontology annotation, cellular component: multimeric ribonuclease P complex; ribonuclease MRP complex. Gene Ontology annotation, biological process: endonucleolytic cleavage in ITS1 to separate SSU-rRNA from 5.8S rRNA and LSU-rRNA from tricistronic rRNA transcript (SSU-rRNA, 5.8S rRNA, LSU-rRNA); tRNA 3'-end processing; tRNA 5'-leader removal. Bases 1 to 1080 code for a protein of 359 amino acids. Lineage: Eukaryota; Fungi; Ascomycota; Sordariomycetes; Glomerellales; Glomerellaceae. Gene Ontology annotation, molecular function: ribonuclease MRP activity; ribonuclease P activity. The record is from RefSeq and is a predicted model, not a curated record.